Molecule: messenger RNA, 1545 nt
Organism: Ixodes scapularis (black-legged tick)
Lineage: Eukaryota; Metazoa; Arthropoda; Arachnida; Ixodida; Ixodidae
Gene: Orc5
Product: origin recognition complex subunit 5
Exons: 12
Coding region: 173-1519 (448 amino acids)
Biological process (GO): DNA replication initiation; DNA replication
Cellular component (GO): nucleus; nuclear origin of replication recognition complex
Molecular function (GO): DNA replication origin binding
Source: RefSeq, a predicted model, not a curated record
CAGUGUUCCUUAUGACGUCAACCAUGGAAUUGUAGAAGCGGCAAAAAUCUGUAAACAAAAUCGAUGAACUCGCGCGGCGUUGUACAAAACGGAAUGCGGAAUUUGCAAAGUUAGUCGCAGUAUUCGGAGCACUUUGGGAUUGUCGGCUGUUGUCGGUUUUAAAACCGCAAACAUGGAAUCCUGCAUUGAAGCCGUGUGCGCCGAAAUACCGUGCCGAGAGAAGCAAGCCAAGGCGUUGCUACGUCUAAUGGGACACCCAGAGACCGGGGCCUGCCAGAGCAUAUUCAUCUACGGUCACGCGUCCACCGGAAAAACACUCCUGGUCUCGGGUAUUCUGACGACUUUGCACCUGAGGCAUGCCUAUGUAAAUGCUGUGGAGGCAUACACUACCAGGAUCCUUUUUGAAACGAUCCUCAACCAGCUCACCGGAACAGUGCCAAGCGCGGAUAAUGGAUUUUCAAACUUUGCCAACUGUGACAACAUGUGCGAUUUCUUGAGGCACCUGAGAAAUGAAGUAUCCGAGGAUCUCGACUCUCCCACGCCUGUUUAUGUCGUGAUUGACAAUGCUGAGCGGCUAAGACAGCUGGAUCCGGUGGUUCUGGCCGCGUUUCUGCGCCUCCAGGAAUUGACGAAGAAACACAUCUGCGUCAUCCUGAUCUCCGAGAUCGUUUGGGAGAAAUUCCGCUGCGGUACCGGCUUCUGUGAGCCAUACUUCGUCCAUUUCCCGCAGUAUUCGCAAGAUGAGCUGGUCAAGAUACUGUGCAGCUACUGUCCCAAGGGCUACAGUGAAGAGUUCUACACAAGGUACCUGCACCUUCUCCUGAGCGUCUUCUUCACCGUCACACGGAACCUUCGAGAGCUCCAGUAUGCGGCACAGCUCAACUUUCCCAAGUUCUGUGCUCCAAUUGUGGAAGGCAGCGCAACGGAAAGCGACAUCCACAAGCUGUGGAGGAACGUCGAACCCCACAUGAGGAAGACGCUGCAGUCGGUGUAUCUGAGGGAGGUCACAAGUGCACAGUUUGAGAAUGUGCAGUGUCGGGAAGGUGAAGCAGACGGAGCGACUUCACGAGGUCACGAGACGGGGAAGGCACCAAGAAGGGGAGUGGUCGAACUUCCCUUCUAUUCAAGGUUCCUGCUCCUGGCUGCCUACAUGGCAUCGUACAACCGUCCUGGCACGGACCGCAAGUUCUUCGUCAAGAACCAAGGCAAAAUGAAGAGGAGGAGGAGUCACAAACCGAAGGAAAAGCCAAGCAACCACCUUCUUGGCCCAAAGCCAUUUCCCCUAAACCGAAUGAUGGCCAUCUUUUACGCUAUUGUCGACGAACAAGUGGCACCAUCUGCCUUGAUCUUUUCCCAGAUAAAAACGCUGGUUUCAUUGCGGCUGCUCGUGCAAUUGACAAAAGACGAUCAACUCAGUGCUCCCAAGUACAAGUGCCUCGUCAGUCUGGAUUUCAUCAGAGAAAUUGCGAAGACGGUCAACUUUGAUGUGACAGGGCACCUGAGUGAUUUUAACAUGUGAUAAUAAAUGGAGAGAGACUAUGUUGA